AAAACGAAAAAAGAAAAAAUUAAGAAAAAAAGGGAAGAUAGAAAUAAGCAGAGGCCCCGUUGGCCUUUUAGCAACUUGAAAGUCCACUUCUCUAAUGAUCUAAGCAGCAUUAACACCCACGUGCAACCCAAAUACAUAUUGCUCACCUACCACUAAAUACCCUCCACGUAGCCAAUCUGGGACCCCCAAAGUUACUGCAAGCACUGUGAAAACUAUAUUCCCCUCCAUCUCAUAGGGGUUGUUUCUCACGCUCCAGGAAUGGCUCGUGAGCCCAAUCACUGUUUGUUUCUUAUUAGCUUCAGAGGCAGAAAGGGCCAAAAGAAGAGGCAAAAGCGCACUUCGUCACCGUUCACUUCCUUGUUGGCCAACGCCGGUGACGGAAUUUAAGAAAAAACACCCGCGUGUGAUUCUAGAAUAGGUUUCCUCCCAAUCCUUUUUUUCUUGCUGUGACCCAAAUUUUGGAUUCGAUUCUUUCGGCGUGUUUUCAAUCCUGUGAGGUUUCAAUCAAGUUUUUAGGACAACCAUGGAGGCACGACCUGCUUUAUCCAUUCAGAGAUCAGGUGCAAGGCCUCUCAGUAACCUGGGGGUGUCUGGAGGGCUAUCAUCAUCUUUACCAGCCCUUACAACACCUUUGGAAGAGACAUAUCAAAAGUUGUCGGACACGCAACAAGUGUCCACAGAUAGGGAAUUGAUGACAAGGCCUCUGGUCCAUGCAACUUGUGUACCCACCAAUAGUGGAGUGGUUGGCCACAUAUUUUCAUCAUCCUCAGGAUUUUCGAGUGAUCUUCACUUUUCGUCUGCAUCACCACAUGAAAAGCAUUCAAGAAAUGCUCCUUUCAUUUCUCAGUCACCAACUGAUGCCACAGCUUUGCCAUUACCACAAUCAUCAAAUUCAGCGCUACCUCAAUCAACAAUAUCAAGUCAUUUCAACAAAGAAAGUAGUGGUUCUUGGUGUACAGAUCCAGGUUUUCUUGAUUUUCCUGUAAACACCCCUAUCCAGAGCAGUCAAGUAGAAAGCAAUAGUUGUAGUGGUAUCAUGAUAUCUGAGGACUUCAGCAAACGGAAUGAUUGGCAAGAAUGGGCAGACCAGCUUAUCACUGAUGAUGAGGCUUUGGCCUCCAAUUGGAAUGAGCUUCUUGUUGACAACAAUGUUACAGAUCUGGAACCAAAGAUGGCAUACCAGGUGGCCAAACCAUGCACAACCAUGCCUGCACAGAAACCCCAAGCACAACAGCAGCUUCCUUCACCAUCUGUAGAAAGUCGCAGCGUUGUAAACCCGUCUUCAUCUGCAAAUAAUGCCCAUGCAAAGCCACGAAUGCGGUGGACACCAGAACUUCAUGAAGCCUUUGUUGAGGCUGUCAACCAACUGGGUGGCAGUGAAAGAGCUACUCCUAAGGGCGUGCUGAAGCUUAUGAAAGUUGAAGGCUUGACCAUUUAUCAUGUCAAAAGCCACUUGCAGAAAUACAGGACAGCUAGGUACAGACCAGAGUCAUCAGAAGGAUCCUCAGAAAAAAAAUUGACUCCUAUUGAAGAUUUAUCAUCUCUGGACUUGAAAACGGGUAUGGGGAUCACUGAAGCUCUGCGGUUACAGAUGGAAGUCCAGAAGCGGUUGCAUGAACAGCUUGAGAUUCAAAGAAAUUUACAGUUGCGAAUAGAAGAACAAGGGAGGUACCUACAAAUGAUGUUUGAGAAGCAAAAGUCAGGUUUAGACAAGCUGAAGGUGUCAUCUUCUAAUCAUCUGGAGAAUCCACCUGCUCCACCUUCAGAUGCUACCAAAGAGUCUCCUGCAAAAAGUGACUUGGAAGCCUCCCAGAUGGACCAUGUAAAUUCAGGAACCGAAACUGUUAAUGCCAACUCGAUGUUGGAGAGUAGUUCACAAGAAAUAGUUGCAAAGCAAAAGGCACCUGAAACUGGUGAUCUGGAGAAAGCUGAAACCUGUGUUUCUGAGUCGAGUUCACAACCCUCAAAGCGUCCAAGAAUUGAAGAAUAAGUUAUAACAGCUUUGAACUGACAAGCACCUUAGUAGGAUAGACCAAGUUGAGAUAUGGAUAGAGCUUUUGAGGUUUUAAGGUCGUCUUCCCUCUUUUUAUGUCCUUGUGGACAAUUGUGUAGAACACUCUGAUAUUUAGUUGAUAAACCAAAAGCUUAUAAGGUUUAGUUUGAUUUUCCUAGCCUCCAACCUCCCCAAGUGGAAAUGAAGGUGCAUUUAAUACAGUUGCACAAAUUUCAUUAGAUAUGCCAGUGAAGGUGUCCCAUUUUUUAGGGAAUGUUGUUGUCUUAACUUGUUAAAAGAACCCAAUAAAAUUCCUACUCCUAGAUUUGUACA
Messenger RNA from Theobroma cacao (cacao), 2326 nucleotides. Its product is annotated as protein PHOSPHATE STARVATION RESPONSE 1-like. NCBI's taxonomy places the organism in Eukaryota, Viridiplantae, Streptophyta, Magnoliopsida, Malvales, Malvaceae. The record is from RefSeq and is a predicted model, not a curated record. Gene Ontology annotation, molecular function: DNA binding; DNA-binding transcription factor activity.